CGAGAAGCUACUCUUGUGAACAUUAAACAUGAAUUAUUUAAAGAAGCCCGGAAAUACCCUCUUCACCAUCUACUUCAGGAUGAGUCUUCUUAUAUUUUUGUCAGCGUUACACAAGAGGCAGAAAGAGAGGAAUUCUUUGAUGAAACACGCCGCCUAUGUGACCUUCGGCUGUUCCAGCCUUUUCUUAAAGUAAUUGAGCCUGUAGGAAAUAGGGAAGAGAAAAUUCUUAACCGAGAAAUUGGUUUUGCCAUAGGAAUGCCAGUGUGUGAAUUUGACAUGGUGAAGGAUCCAGAGGUUCAGGACUUUAGGAAAAAUAUCCUCAAUGUUUGUAAGGACGCGGUUGAACUUCGUGAUGCAAAUGGCCCUAUUAGCAGAGCACUUUACGUUUACCCACCUAAUGUUGAAUCCUCCUCAGAGCUUCCCAAGCACAUAGAAAGCAAACUAGACAAAGGACAAAUAAUUGUGGUGAUUUGGGUCAUUGUGUCUCCCAACAAUGAGAAACAAAAAUACUCUCUGAAGAUUAACCAUGACUGUGUACCAGAACAUGUAAUAGCAGAAGCAAUAAGAAAAAAGACAAGAAGUAUGUUGUUGUCUACUGAGCAGCUGAAGCUUUGUGUCCUUGAAUACCAGGGGAAGUAUAUACUAAAAGUCUGUGGCUGUGAUGAAUACUUGCUUGAAAAGUAUCCCCUAAGUCAAUAUAAGUAUAUAAGGAGCUGUAUAAUGCUUGGCCGGAUGCCCAAUUUAAUGUUAAUGGCAAAAGACAGCUUAUACAACCAGAUUCCAGUGGACACCUUUACAAUGCCCUCUUACUCAAGACGAAUUUCAACGGCAACACCAUAUAUGAAUGGAGAAGCCUCUGCUAAAUCGCUGUGGGCCAUCAACAGCAAUCUCCGAAUAAAAAUUCUCUGCGCAACAUAUGUCAAUGUGAACAUCAGAGAUAUUGACAAGAUCUAUGUUCGAACUGGCAUAUAUCAUGGAGUUGAGCCAUUGUGUGACAAUGUCAACACUCAGAGGGUUCCUUGUUCAAAUCCCAGGUGGAAUGAGUGGCUUUUGUAUGACAUGUAUAUCCCUGAUCUGCCCAGGGCAGCUCGUCUUUGUCUGUCCAUUUGUUCGGUGAAGGGCAGAAAGGGUGCCAAAGAGGAACACUGUCCGUUGGCCUGGGGCAAUAUAAAUUUGUUUGAUUAUACAGACACACUAGUUUCUGGAAAAAUGGCCUUGAAUUUGUGGCCAGUGCCUCAUGGACUGGAAGAUCUGCUAAACCCUAUUGGUGUUACAGGGUCGAACCCAAACAAGGAAACACCUUGCUUGGAACUUGAAUUUGACUGUUUCAGUAGCCCAGUAAAGUUCCCUGAUAUGCCAACGAUAGAAGAUCAUGCAAAUAAAGUUUUAGAAAGAGAAAUGGGCUACAAUUAUAGCCAUUCUGGA
Messenger RNA from Staurois parvus, 1425 nucleotides. The record is from the annotation of a GenBank genome assembly. Lineage: Eukaryota; Metazoa; Chordata; Amphibia; Anura; Ranidae.